AGCAUUACUGCAUUAGCAUGAUCGAGAGACAACAAGCGCAUCGCAAGCGGCACAAUGUGUGCCGAGCAAAAGACACCACCUUAUAAUCCCCUCACCGUUUCAUUCUCUUCAAAAAUUCUCAUUCUUAACUAAAAAUCUUUUAUUAAUCAGUUGUUAGCUACAGCCCACUCUAUUAAACAUACACUCUUAGCUCUCUCCACGUCUUGUCUGUCCUCUUGUACAUUCACUUCCCCAGCAUCCCCCUUCCUCUCAGCGGAUUGUUGUUUUGGCAAAAAAUCGAAGAAACAGAUGUAAAUUAGGAUUUGUGCGGGUAUUUGUUUGGUGCCGGCGUUGUUAGUGAUCGAUUGUGGAAAUGCCGCUGUCAAGGUAUCAGAUAAGAAAUGAGUACGGUUUGGCCGAUCCGGAGCUAUAUGGAGCCACCGAUAAAGAUGAUCCGGAGGCUCUUUUGGAAGGCGUUGCCAUGGCUGGCCUCGUUGGCGUCUUGCGCCAGCUCGGUGACCUUGCGGAGUUUGCUGCUGAGGUAUUUCACGAUUUGCAUGAAGAAGUAAUGGCAACUGCUGCUAGAGGCCAUGGCCUAGUGGCUCGUGUUCAGCAGCUUGAGGCUGAAUUUCCUUUAGUUGAGAAGGCAUUUCUCUCUCAAACUGAUCAUUCACCAUUCUUUACUAAUGCAGGUGUUGACUGGCAUCCUAAUUUGCGCAUGGAACAGAAUCUGACCACUUGUGGAGACUUACCUCGUUUUGUAAUGGAUUCUUAUGAAGAAUGCCGGGGUCCGCCACAGUUAUUCCUUCUGGACAAGUUUGAUGUUGCUGGGGCUGGAGCAUGUUUGAAGCGUUACACCGAUCCAUCAUUCUUUAAAGUUGAAACAACAUCCUCUGGAAUAACGGCAGUAGAUGUUCAGAGAGAGAAGAAAAUUCGAAAGGUGAAGAAGAAAGGAUCGCGCUGGAGGAAUGGAGAAACCCCAGAAGUGCGAACAUCACAUGCCAAAUUGCAUCAAUUAUUUUUGGAGGAGCACGUCGAGAAUGGUCACUCUGACCCUGCACGUCUUGUGAAAUUGAAGAGAAGGCAACUAAAUGGAUUUCCAUUUGAUCUGAAACCUGGAAAAAGUUACAUGGAGAAAUUCCUGGGGACUCCUUCACCAGAACAUAAAGUAGUUCAUGAGGUUCCUGAUAAUCCACCACGAUUGGAAUUGAUGUUGGAUAAUUCUAAUGGAUCUGGGCUUGAAAUAGUUGAGAUAAGUAUUGUAGGUCAUGUAAAAAAGUCAUCACAAGGAAGGGAAAGCAUGUGUUCAUCUCCUAUUGCACAGGAAGUUACAGGAAAACCUUACAGACAUGAGUUGAAUGAGGAGGCUAUUAAUAGAGAAAUUGUGAACGUCCCUGACCCAAUUGCCGGUGGUGAGGUAGAUGAAUCUCCUUAUGUUGUUCAUAAGAUGGCUAUUGAAAGUGAAUUAACAGUUGAUCAAGAUGGCAAAACAGAGGCAAGUCUUGAUGGAUACCAUUCUGAUGACUUGAUGAGUGAGGUGGAUAACUACAUGGAUGCUUUUACUACCAUGGAGUCAGAAAUGGAAACAGAUAAUGAGUACAAAUCGAAAAAUGAGCAGGGUUUCUUCAAGGUUGGAAAACGUGGGACAGAUUCUGAUGCAAAUGAGGAACAUCUAGAUGUACAAGCUAACUUUUCUGAUUCUCAAUUAUUUAGAAACUUCUCUGUGUCUGAUGAUGGGAGAGGUUCAUUUAUGAAAGGGCAAUCUGGUUUUUUAUACUCUGAUUCUGUUAGUAAUUUUGCUGAGAAUACACCAUCUGACAGUGAAGGGGUAGUGAAAAUGUUCCCUUUAUCUGAAAGUUGUGCAGCAGUGAUUGUGGAUUCACAAUUGGACCCUCCCUCUGUUCAUGUGGAGACACAAGGGACUCCGUCCAGUGAGCUUGUAAUGGUAAUUGAAAAGUGCACUGAGGAAGACACAAUCCCUAAUUCAGGAGAAGCAACUGGUAGUUCGUAUCUACCAGAUUCAAAAACUUUGCUUCCACCUUCAGUUCCUGUUGCAAAUUCAAUUGUAAUAGAAACUGAAUCAAAUGAAAUAUCCUCUGACUGUAAACUUGGUGUUAAGUCACCAAAUACUGACCAAUCUGGGACAGAUUUGCCUGAUUUUCCAAUAGUUAAAUCUGAUGUUUCUUCACAGACGGUGCAUGAUAAUUUACUUGCAUUUUCUUCUGAAGGUUGUCUUAUGAGAGAGUUUUAUUAUGAAGAUCCCAAUAUAUGUGUACAUACUUCAGAUAUGCCACAUCUGGAAAAGAACGACUCUGAUGGCUCUGUGAAAGAAGUGCUUCAAACAGAUUAUGCAAAUGGAAUUUGUGAUGCAAAUUUGGUUGAAAGGAAAAUUGACUCUCCACAUUCAGUUAUUUCACCAUCAAUGGAGCAGUUCCCUUGCUCAACUUCACCAGAAGUUGAUGCGGAUUUAGGUGUCACACGAGCUUCUGAAAGUUCAGAUGUUGUAAACCCUGUCCACAUGAAUUCUGAAGUUGAUGAUGUCAUUGCAGGAGUUAACUCAGAAAAUUUACUGGGCAUCAUAGAAUCUCCAGAGGUUGAUAGUAUUACUGAGCAACAAUGCUCAGAUAUAACAGUUGAUGUCUCACAGGUUGAACAUGACUCAAUUGAAGUAGGAGUAACAUAUUCUGAAAAGAUGAGUCCUGAAGAAACUUCUGGAGCUGAUGGUGGUGAGGAAUUAGUUGGAUGUGUGAGCAAGUUGGGUGUAGUGGGAGAAGAUUCUGCCUCGUUCGAACAUCCAGCCAAUUAUUCAGAUAAACUAAUUCUUAAUGAGCAUGUAAACUUAGAAGAAGUGGGUGCAUUUCCUGUUAGUGUUACUGUUGCCACUGGUGCUAAUGAUGGUGUUAAUGAUGCUAGUUGCCUCUAUUCAGAGUUGGUUUGUUCUUCAUCCAGCAAUCUUACAGAUAUUGAAGGUUCUCAUAUUGCAAAUGGGGGUCCACAUCAGAACUUGGACUUUGAUGAGGGUGUUUUUGCAGAAUAUUAUCCUGAAUCAGAGGAACAAAAGGAAGUAAACAAAAUGGAUGUUGGUCCUACAGAUAUGGACUCAAAUCCACAUGAAUCAGUCUCUGAUAACCAUUCCAAUCUAGAAGUGCUUGAACAUGUUCAUGAGUCAGUUGUUGCUUAUCAAACUCAACUCUGCUCAUAUGUUAGUGAUGUCAGCAUUGUAAAAUCUUCAGCUCUAAGCAACCAGGAUUUGGAAUCAAAACAACAUGCUGACUUGGGGCAUGCUGUUGAUAUUAAUGAAGAUGCUGUGUGUUCACCUACCUGUUAUAUCUCAGAGGUGAGAACUAUAGAACACUUGGAGGAGUUGCCAGGUGAUCAAAUUUCAGUGGAAUCUGUGUGUGCAGUCAUGGAUGAAGCAAAGUUUGAGUUGUUGGAUCUUCAGAGUACACCUCCUUGUCGUCUUGCAGAGACUGGAGUUGCUUCAGAGCAGUCACUGGAAUUGCAAUCUGAUCAACUUGACGGGGGAUGCUGGCAACCAGAUGAAGCAAGUCCGAAGUCAUCAGAUCUGCAGCCUGAACAGAUAAAGACUGCAAGCGACAUAGGUAAAAAAAGAUGCCUUGAUGUUUCUUCCAAACAAGAUGCUCCUCCAAGCCAAGAACUCCAAAUGCAACCAGCAGGUGAAGAGCUUAAUGAAACUAUGUUGUCAAGUAAUCCAUUUGAUUCUGUCUUUCCUAGCUUUGGUGUACUCCCUGAGAAUUUGGGGGAGAUGCCGCCUUGGCCACCCCUACCUCCUAUGCAAUGGAGGUUAGGCAAGGUUCAACCUGCUCCACUAGCUUUACUUAGAGGAUGGAUUGAUAAUGGUGAGGGCACAUUGGCGCCAAUACAGCCAUUUACAGCUGAUGAGAAAUCUCCAAUUGAUAUCCUAUCAUCCGGGAGAGAGAUUAUGCAGCCUUCAAACCCAUUUUUGUCUUUUAAUUGUGCUGAUAUUCAGAAGCCACAACAAUCGUAUGCAGAGUUAGUGGAAAAUUCCUUGCAGCCAAGUCCACUCUCAUUGGAGAUGCCAGCUGUUACUAGCAAUGCAAACAGUCAAGAGGGUUCUCAUGCAUUAGAGGGAGUACAUUCCUGGAAACCAUUCUUGACUUCACCAGAAAUAACUAAUGACAGGCCCGAGGAUGGUUUGAUUGCAUCAGGAGGAACACAAAUAGGGUCUUUUCAAGACCUAUUAUCACCGUUAGCAACUAUAGAGCACAUACCCUCUGAACAUGAUCCUGUGCCCUUACAUGGCCUGGAAACCAAGCUCUUAAAUCAAGUGAUGUCUGAAUCGAUUUUAGAGGCAAAGGAACCUGAACACAGUUUGCAAAAUUCAGAAGAAGAAGAAAGGGAUUCUCUUGAUGAAUCUGUGUCACUACCAACUAUGCUAGAUGACCACCGUCAGCAUGAUCCAGUAACCUUGCAUGGAGAAACAACAUGGGCUCCAAGUACAUUAGCUUUGCCACCAAUCUAUGAAGUUGGAAAACCAAAUGGUAGCAAGCCUCCUCGUCCUCGGAAUCCUCUCAUUGAUGCUGUUGCUGCACAUGACAAAAGCAAGUUGAGAAAGGUAACUGAACGAGUUCGCCCUCAGAUUGGACCAAAAAUAGAUGAAAGAGAUUCACUGCUACAACAAAUACGAACAAAGUCCUUUAACUUGAAACCUACAGCUGUGACAAGGCCUAGUAUUCAGGGUAUUCAGGGUCCAAAAACUAAUUUGAAGGUUGCUGCCAUAUUGGAGAAAGCAAAUGCAAUUCGCCAGGCAUUUGCUGGAAGUGAUGAAGAGAAUGAUUCAGACAGCUGGAGUGACUCUUGAGAAAAACUUCCUUGCAUGCAGCAUUUCACCAUGGUGGUUAAUGCCUUUAAUGCUUUGUCUACACAUGUACUCUUCUUUAAAGUGAAUAGAAAUCUCUGCUGUUUGGGUAUUCUUUUUCCUCCCUACAGUCUACGCUAUAAAUUUAUGUAUAAUCUCUGUUUUCUACUUGUCUUCCUUGUCACACGCAGUUGUUGAAGAUGCAGUGGUCGGUUUGCUGCCCCUGCUUUACUCGGGAUCCCAUUCCAGGGCGAAAUGCUUAUUUACAUGAAUGGCUUACCGUGCAAGCGCUCAUCCAAUCUAAAUGUAUGUAUCAUUGUAUUGAUAUCUCUGUAGGUGUAAAUUGUGUUGGGGCGGCAUAAAUUUUGAGGUGUAGCGCACUUCUGAUGAAAUUUUGUAGUCUGUAUGUAGUGAUUUCGUGAUAUACACCUCUGCCCCAUUUAGAAUGUUGUUUCUGGUUUAUGGAUUGUAUCAGAUUUACAUGAUUCUUUAGAGUUACUGCAGUAACUUUUGUAUUUAAUUGAAUCUUGAAAAUUAGAAUUUUACAGAAUUGAAUUGGUCAGUUCUCA
Molecule: messenger RNA, 5388 nt
Organism: Hevea brasiliensis (rubber tree)
Lineage: Eukaryota; Viridiplantae; Streptophyta; Magnoliopsida; Malpighiales; Euphorbiaceae
Product: protein SCAR2
Exons: 9
Coding region: 353-4822 (1489 amino acids)
Biological process (GO): positive regulation of Arp2/3 complex-mediated actin nucleation; actin cytoskeleton organization
Cellular component (GO): cytoskeleton
Molecular function (GO): actin binding; Arp2/3 complex binding; protein kinase A regulatory subunit binding
Source: RefSeq, a predicted model, not a curated record